Molecule: messenger RNA, 606 nt
Organism: Lachancea lanzarotensis
Lineage: Eukaryota; Fungi; Ascomycota; Saccharomycetes; Saccharomycetales; Saccharomycetaceae
Product: LALA0S19e00298g1_1
Exons: 1
Coding region: 1-606 (201 amino acids)
Biological process (GO): DNA repair
Molecular function (GO): methylated-DNA-[protein]-cysteine S-methyltransferase activity
Source: RefSeq, a predicted model, not a curated record
AUGUCAAAAACGCUAUUGUACACAUUUGCUGAAGGGCAACUGGGAAGGUGCAUGUUGGUUGUUGAUGAGUACAGUAACAAUCUAGUUUAUGUCAACUCUGGUAACGAUAACCAACUGAUUCAAGUUGUAAAAAACCUCAUUAAACGACAAUCACAAAAUUCCAAGAUCUCCUACGUAUUGCGUGAAGAUUUAGACAAUGAAUUGGUCGAGUUGUCUGUAAUCAUUGCCAAUUUGCUCGAUGGUAAAAGAACAGCACCUAUAAAAUACGAAUACCUCUAUGGUACCGAUUUUCAAAGGAAGGUAUGGGAUGAAUUAUACAAAAUUCCUUGGGGCUGUACAACUACAUAUCACCGGUUGGCUAGGCAAAUAGGGUCUCCGAAUUCAUAUCGUGCUGUCGCCAACGCUUGUGGAGCAAAUCCGCUGCUGAUGGUUAUUCCCUGUCAUCGAGUCUUGAGUUCCAAUGGCACCCUUGGAGGCUUCAAAGGUGGGGUUCAAAUGAAGCGGCAAUUACUCGCAGCGGAAAAGUGCUUCAAGAGCAGUGAGCGUUCUAAUGCGGUGCGGUUUUCCCCACUUGGAAACGGUAGUGAGUAUCCAAAUAUCUGCUAA